CACGAAGCGGACGCGUCGAGUUGUUUGAGUUGCUUUGCAUGGUCGAAAGAUCUUCAAAUCGAAAUGUCGUAUUCUAAAAAUUAACUGUGACUUUUUCGAGUGAAUUUUCGAAAGGAUUUUUCUGUAAAGUGUUGAUGUGAAAGUGUGUCAAAUAUUUGGCAAAUAUUUUAGAACAACGUGAAAGGCAACAAUACUAAGAGAAGAUAAACAAAUCUGGUUGACUAGCGAAUUAUUUUUAUGAAGUUGUUGUGAAAAGAAAUCCGAGUGACAAACGCAUCGCAACGCAACAAGACAAGAGAAUAAAUAUUCAAAUCGCCGAGGGCAUUCCGAGGGAGGAGAACGUGGAGCCGCACUCCUAGAGAGAUGCACUUUAGCCAGGCCACGAGGCCAUCAUUGGUGCUCCUGGCUGGGGAAAGUGGCAAGGCAACGGCAAGUUGAUGUUGCUGCCGUCUUGGCAUUUAAUUGGGGCCCUCCUUGUGCUCACGGCAACAGCGGGGGACUCCACCAAUAAGAUCAUCUUGCCGCAGAUACUCAACGGAAGCGUCAACGGCGGAGCUGCCUCCGGCAACAAUGCCAAGCACACAAGUGGCCCCGGCAAAUCAACGAUACCAGCAACUGGCGGUGGCAUCGCCGCCAAUGGCAACACAAUUCUUGGCAGCAAUGGCGUAAUUGUUGCAGGUGGCGUGCCCAAUGUGCCAACAUCGAAUUUAAAUACUGUUGUUGAAGAACCCGAAUUUACUGAAUACAUCGAAAAUGUAACUGUACCUGCUGGACGUAAUGUCAAAUUGGGUUGCUCAGUGAAGAAUCUUGGCUCAUAUAAGGUUGCAUGGAUGCACUUUGAGCAAUCGGCGAUACUCACGGUCCACAAUCACGUGAUCACGCGGAAUCCGCGCAUCAGUGUCACGCACGACAAGCACGAUCGACAUCGCACUUGGUAUUUGCACAUCAACAAUGUGCACGAGGAGGAUAAAGGACGCUACAUGUGUCAGAUCAACACCGUGACGGCGAAAACGCAGUUCGGCUAUCUGAACGUUGUAGUGCCACCGAAUAUCGAUGACUCGCUCAGCUCCAGCGAUGUCAUAGUUCGCGAGGGUGCCAACAUAUCGCUGAGAUGUCGGGCUAGCGGCAGUCCCCGCCCCAUAAUCAAAUGGAAACGUGAUGAUAAUUCGCGCAUAGCCAUCAAUAAGAAUCACAUAGUGAACGAAUGGGAGGGUGAUACGCUGGAGAUAACUCGCAUCUCUCGCCUGGACAUGGGCGCCUAUCUCUGCAUUGCAUCCAAUGGGGUUCCACCCACGGUUUCCAAGCGCAUCAAAGUCAGCGUGGACUUUCCACCCAUGCUGCUGAUACCACAUCAAUUGGUUGGUGCGCCCGAAGGUUUCAAUGUCACCAUCGAAUGUUUUACGGAGGCGCAUCCAACCUCUCUGAAUUACUGGACUCGCGGCGAGGGACCAAUCAUACACGAUUCAUACAAAUACAAAGUCGAAUCAAGCGUCGGCGUGCCUGCUUAUAAAACGCAUAUGAAACUGACAAUUAUCAAUGUGGGAAGCGGCGAUGAUGGCAUCUAUAAGUGUGUAGCUAAGAAUCCCAGAGGCGAAACUGAUGGCAUUAUACGACUGUAUGUCUCGUAUCCACCAACCACAGCCUCUUCGGGACUUUAUACAACCGAAUCGCAUUGGGGUGAGGGCGGCGUUAAUAAUAUCGGUUAUGGAAACUCCGAUUCGACGCGUUCCAUAUAUGGGCAGGAUAAAAAUACGCGCUAUCAAUCGAAUUUGAAUGAAAUCGGUUUAUCAGAACAAAAAUCCUUCCUAGAUAAAACCCAAAAUGCUGCAACAGGAAACGGCAGCCCCUCAGGCCCCGCCCUUGACGGUGAUGGGGACAGCGACGAUGCCAACUGCUCGGUGGCCAUAGCGUGGCUGGUAUUGUUACCAACAUUGUUAAUAACGUUGCGGUCUAGGCUUAGCUUAAGUGUAUGUUAGCCAAAACGAAAUGUAUCUUGUAGCUACAUAUCCAUACAACAUACGAUGUACUUCACUAGCGUUAAGGCUUAAGGAGAGACGAACUAGCAGAUACAAUUAGAUUGAAAUACUUACAAAUACAUAUACAAAUACUAUACAUAUACAGCAGAUACUUACUCGUAUAGCCAAUAGUAAUGAAGACCCUAGUUAUGAUCCGCCCCCGAAGAAACAAAAUGCAAGAAAGCCAAAGAGAGCUUGCUGCAUGGAAAUCCAGUGUGUAGCCACAACCAAUAUGAACUUAGCUUAGACCUGAGUAGGAAAAUUCACCAUCUCUUUCGAAGAUUAUUGCAUUCUGCUUAAUUGAUGUGCUUACACAUUGAAAUGACAUCGCAUAAAUCGAAAGAUGAGUAAUGUUUUAAUUAUUAUACCAUGAUAUAUUUGAGCGUUUAACGCUAAACGCAUUUUUUAUGCAUCCACUUUCCCCCUCAACCCAUCACACACACACACACACACACACACACACACACAGUUAGUUACGCCUUAAGGUAUGCAACGUUAAAUGGAACUAAAAUAUAUAAGAAAAAGAAAAACCAAACACAUAUCGAGAAUUAAAAUCAUUUAAAUUAUAGUGCAUGUACGAGAAAUAUGAAUAGAAAACUAUUAAAAUAAUGAAAGUUGUAAGUAUAACAAGGCACUUGCAGUUUAAGUAGAUUUUUAAUUUAAUGGUUAAUGACGUCUCUGUUAUUUUAGGCUGACAAAAGCUGUCUAUGGUCAAAUGCUUUACGACUAUUACAGCUAACGAAAUGUAUAGGGAUUUCUAAGUGAAUGGCUUCAAUUGGACGUAACAAAUCUUUGCUAUACAUAUUAAAAUAUGCUUUAAGACUUCCAGAAUCCACAUCACUUCCAAAGAGAAUUACGCUUUCAAACUCUCUUUGAAGAGUUGUGCAUUCCCAAGCAGAUUACAGUUUUUCAUCUAAUUUAAUUCGAUUUGUUGAAUCACAAGCAAAUAUCUAAGCCUUAAGAUAAGUCAUAUGUAACUAAAGCUUAAUAUUAAAUGUAAAAACAAAAACAAAUGGAAAUGUUAAACAUUUAAGCUAUCAAGCUGUGUUUUGCUUUAAAUACAGAAAGAAGAAAAACGUGUUAAAUAUAUUAUAUUAUAUUGAUGACUUACGAGUAAUAAUGCAAAGCUAACGACACAAAUCUAUAUACAAAUCGAUAUAUAAAUAUAUAUAUAUAUAAAUGCAGAUAUAUACAGACGUACAUAUAUACACUAUUAUAACUAUGUAACAUGUAUUUAAGCAUAUGAAAUGAGUUGUAACUGCAAACGAAAAAUAAAACUAAAUGGCGCAUAUCAAUUGAUAUUCCAACGCCAAAUUCGAAAGUGAGCAAAUUAAAAAACAGCGAAAAAAAUCGAGGACAACAAAUAUUAUACACAAGUGAAUGUGUUAAAUGCUUAAUUAGCAACCAAAUUAAACAACGCUGCAACGAACAACCAAAAACAUGCAUUAAAACAAUAAUAAAACAAGAAAAAAUAAAGAU
This is a messenger RNA of Drosophila nasuta, 3494 nucleotides long. RefSeq names its product Dpr-interacting protein zeta (gene DIP-zeta). The transcript is spliced from 10 exons. Gene Ontology annotation, cellular component: neuron projection. The record is from RefSeq and is a predicted model, not a curated record. Bases 438 to 1976 code for a protein of 512 amino acids. NCBI's taxonomy places the organism in Eukaryota, Metazoa, Arthropoda, Insecta, Diptera, Drosophilidae.